This is a messenger RNA of Scomber scombrus (Atlantic mackerel), 1199 nucleotides long. Its product is annotated as zinc finger protein 235-like. Gene Ontology annotation, biological process: regulation of transcription by RNA polymerase II. NCBI's taxonomy places the organism in Eukaryota, Metazoa, Chordata, Actinopteri, Scombriformes, Scombridae. The transcript is spliced from 2 exons. The record is from RefSeq and is a predicted model, not a curated record. Bases 1 to 1011 code for a protein of 336 amino acids. Gene Ontology annotation, molecular function: DNA-binding transcription factor activity; RNA polymerase II cis-regulatory region sequence-specific DNA binding.
AUGACCAAACUGGAGCUGUUAAACGUGUUUCUCAACGACAGGCUGACAGCGGCCGCCGAGGAGAUUUUCCGAGCCGUUAAAGAUACGGUGGCCGAGUAUCAAAGCGAAAUCUUGCGCUCCAGAGAGGAGAACGAGAGGCUCAAACGGCUCCUGAACGUAGCCGUCCAACGACUGCUGCUGCAGCCAGAGUCUCACUCUGUCCAGCUCCAACAAGAUGAUCAGCCCUGUGAGUCUGAAUGGAGGAGCAGUGUGGAGCUGCUGCCACAAGUUAAAGAAGAGCCCAAGCUCCGAGACAUCCAAGCAGAUUGUCCACAUGAAGGAAGCGAGUCAUCGGAAGGAAACUGUAGUCAUGUCGAGCCCCUGCAGAGGACACAACCUCCACCAGACCUAACAGUGUGCAGCAGUGAAACUGUCUCUCCUCCUCCACUAACAUUCCAGGAGAUCAAGACAGAUAGUGACACAGACAAACAGCAGCCAGCCAGCAGCUCACCAUCCUCUCUGACUGUUCAUUCAAACUGCCCGCCUGCUCAGAGCGAGUCUCACCGCGACCCCGCAAAGAGUCACAGGACUCAGAAAACAGGUCUAUCAGGCUCUGCAGGUGUUCAGGUGAAAGGAUUACCUCGCUCGAUCGGAAAACAGAGCGUGCACGUGCUGCAGUUAAAGAAUGUAAGAACCCUCAAGGCGCCUCCAUCUCGCCCCUCUCACCCGAGCCAGAGCAUCCAGAGGUGGCACAGCUGUAAAGAGUGCGGGAAGGGCUUCAGCUUCGCCUGCCAGCUGGAGGUCCACAUGCGCUGGCACACCAAGGAGAAGCCGUACAGCUGCGCCGUGUGCCGAAAGAGCUUCACCACAGUCAGCAUGCUGAAGAGGCACCACCGCAUCCACACAGGGGAGAAGCCCUUCCGCUGCCACGUCUGCGGGAAGUGCUUCAACCAGUCAGCGCACCUCAACACCCACUUCAGACUGCACACCAGGGAGCGGGCCGGCUGGAGUCGAGCCCCGCACUCCAAGUGAGCCUCCAGAGAUCCUCAGAGAACAAGAAACUAAAACAUCUGUAAACUUGGAAAUGCUUUAACUGUCCAGAUGUCCAGGUUCAAACUGUACAAUAAUUGUGUUUGAUUGUGUGUCUUCUCUGUUGUGCAAUACAGUGUGAUAUGCGGUUCAUUGAUUGUGUUGUUGAACACACUUUUCAAAUGAAUUAA